Messenger RNA from Chelonus insularis, 2270 nucleotides. RefSeq names its product laccase-2-like. Gene Ontology annotation, molecular function: copper ion binding; oxidoreductase activity. The record is from RefSeq and is a predicted model, not a curated record. NCBI's taxonomy places the organism in Eukaryota, Metazoa, Arthropoda, Insecta, Hymenoptera, Braconidae. The transcript has 8 exons. Bases 31 to 2199 code for a protein of 722 amino acids.
AUACUCAACUCCAGGAACUUUUACCACAAAAUGAUUUUAAAUCAAACUCAUUUAUCUAUUAUUUAUUUAAUAGUUAACUUUUUAACAAUUUAUAAUGUUCAUAGUAAAAGGUUGGAUGGAAAUGAUGAAUUCUCAAGUAAUGAAGCUGAUGAAUUUAAAGUAUAUUCAAGAUCUUCUUCAAGAUGGAAAAUCCAUACGUAUUUCAAGGAUAAUGACGACGACUAUCAAAAUGCUAAUUUUAACAAUAGAGUGAAUUUCAAUAGAAAGCGUAUUUCAGUACCAGGACAAAACCAUACAAAUCCUUCUGGAAAAUUUUCAACUCCAGAAGAAUGUGCAAGACCUUGUGAAGCAAAUACCCAACCGUUGACUUGUUAUUACCACUGGACUUUUGAGUAUUAUCAUACAUUGGGUGGGGCUUGUGAAUUAUGCCAACCAACAACAAAUACAUCAAUAUACAGCGAUUGUCAAUGUAUUGAAGCUGAUGGUGUAGACUUAUCGGGUAUUAUCGUAGCUAAUAGAAUGUAUCCAGGGCCCGCCAUUCAGAUCUGUCUUGGAGAUUUAGUUGUUGUUGACGUCAAAAAUAUGGUUCCUGGCAAUGAGAUAACAAUUCAUUGGCAUGGAAUUUAUCAAAAGAACUGGCAGCAUUAUGAUGGCGUACCUUAUCUUACUCAAUGUCCUAUACCUGAAGCUACGACAUUCAGAUAUCAAUGGAGAGCUCAGAAUAUCGGAUCACACUUCUGGCAUGCUCACACUGGUCUUCACAAAGCACAGGGACUUGAUGGUGCUAUUAUUAUUAGGCAACCACGUCAAGAUGAUCCCAACCAGAAGCUUUAUGAUGUUGAUGGGUUAGAUACUAUCGUAUUUCUCUCUGAUGUUUUACAUCGAAGUCCCGUAGAUCAUUUCCCGGGAACUACUUAUAAAAAUGUUGGCCAAGUUCCUGAUAAUUUCUUGAUAAAUGGAAAAGGACAAUGGACGGAUCCUGUAACUGGUAACAUUACUACUACACCACUGGCAGUUUUCAACGUUCAGCAAGGACUACGUUAUAGAUUUAGAAUAAUUAAUGCCUUCAGUCUCGGCUGCCCAGCACACUUAAUUAUUCAAAAUCAUAAUCUUACGAUUAUAAGUGUUGACGGAGAAGAUGUUAGACCACAACUUGUUACCACGGUGACAACUUUUUCUGCAGAACGUGUUGAUGUUAUUCUUAAUGCAAAUCAGAGUAUUGGAACUUAUUGGAUACAAUUGCGAGGUUUGAGUGGAUGUUCUAAUCAUAAUGUUCAACAACUUGCCAUUCUUCGCUACAUGGGUUCGGAUCUUUCAACACCGUAUGCCAAUAGACCUGUUCACACUCCUGGACUUCCUCGAGGAGUUAUUUUUAAUGAAGUCAAUCACGUUUGUGAUGAUGAUAGUGACAAUAUGAUAUGUAUCAAAGACUUGCAAAGCUCUGAACCAGUUCAUGAAAAAAUUCUUAAGAGAAAGUCGGAUGUUCAAGUAUUUUUAGCAUUUUCUUUCUAUGUUUAUGACAAUGAAGAUCUAUUUAAACCCAAUACAUACCAGCGAUUCGUAGUUCCAAAACCUCAUAUGAGUCUUACAGCAACGGUCAACAAUAUUUCAUAUAUCAAUCCAUCCUCUCCACUUAUCAGUCAACUUGAUGAUGUUCCUCAAGAUCAAAUUUGUAAUUCAACUAAUUUACCAGCUCGUUGUUUAAAUAUGACUAUUUGCCCAUGUACGCACGUCGUUCACGUGCCAUUGGAUGCGGUUGUUGACAUCAUUUUGAUUGACGCAGAUCCAAUAGGAAUUUCACAUCCCUUCCAUUUGCAUGGUUUUGGCUAUCAUGUAAUGGGCCAAGGUCUUUUAUCAAAUGUAAAUUUGUCAGAAGCUAACAAAAAAAUUGCUCUUGAACUUGAUAGAAAGGCAUAUCCUCGUACUAAUAAUCGACCACCAACGAAAGAUACUCUAGCCAUAGCAUCCGGUGGUUACACCAUUGUUCGUUUUAUUGCUGAUAACCCUGGAUGGUGGUUUUAUCACUGUCAUUUUCUUUCGCAUUUAUACAACGGCAUGGGUUUAAUUUUCCGUGUUGGUGAACAAGAAGAUCUUCCGCCUACACCAGAAAAUUUUCCAAGGUGUGGAAAUUAUGUUCCUGAAGUUAACACAUCCACUCCAAAACCAAGGAAGAAAUUAAAACAGUAUCAAAAUAUUUAAAAAUAAAUUAUUGUCAGUUUGUAUUUAUUAUAGUAAUUAAAAAAUAAAACAUAGAAAUAAUAAAGAAAAAA